This is a messenger RNA of Colius striatus (speckled mousebird), 1121 nucleotides long. RefSeq names its product RAS like family 11 member A (gene RASL11A). Gene Ontology annotation, molecular function: GTPase activity; GTP binding. Lineage: Eukaryota; Metazoa; Chordata; Aves; Coliiformes; Coliidae. The record is from RefSeq and is a predicted model, not a curated record. The transcript is spliced from 3 exons. Bases 245 to 1033 code for a protein of 262 amino acids.
CGGUACCGCGGCGGGGCGGUACAGCCGCUGCGGCCGCCCCGCAAGGCGCUGCCGGCGGAGCCUUUAAAAGCCGCCGCCGGGCGCUGCCGGUUGAGCGGAGCCGAGUCGAACCGAACCGAGCAGGGCUGAACCGAUCGGGGCCGAAACGCGUGGAACCGAACCGAAGCGAGCGGUGCCGAACCGAACCGCGCGGAGCCGAAGCGAACGGAGCAGGGCCGAACGAAGCGAGCCGGGCCGCCCCUCCAUGCGGCUGCCGAGCAUGUCGCAGCCGUUCCUGCUGUUGCCCGUGGCGAGCGCCCCGGGGCCGCCGGGCCCGCAGGCGCGGCUGGCGGUGCUGGGCGCCCGCGGCGUCGGCAAGAGCGGUGAGUGCGGCGUUCGCCGGCCCUUUCCCUCCUCCCUCCGUCCGUCCGUGCCGCCUAACGCCUUCCCUCUCUGCGUUUCAGCGAUGAUCGUGCGGUUCUUGACGAAGCGGUUCAUCGGGGACUACGAGCCCAAUACAGGUAACCUCUACUCACGGAUGGUCCAUCUGGAGGGGGACCACGUUGCCCUGCAGAUCCAGGACACGCCGGGCUGCAUCCAGAUGCAGGAAGACUGCAUGCAGGUGCUGGACUCCCUGUCCAGGUGUGUGAAGUGGGCAGAGGGCUUUCUCCUGGUCUACUCCAUCACGGACUACAGCAGCUACCAGUCAGUCCGACCUCUCUACCAGCACAUACGCACGGUCCACCCCGAUGCCAGGACUCCCAUCAUUAUCGUGGGGAACAAAGCAGACCUCCUCCAUGCCAGGCAAGUAGAGGCGAAAGAGGGACUGCAGCUGGCAAACGAACUGGGCAGCCUGUUCUUGGAAAUCUCCACGAGCGACGACUCCCAAGGCGUCUGUGAUGUUUUCCAAUACCUUUGCAAGGAGGUCAGCAAGCUGCAGCACGCCGGCAGCGCAGACAGGAGGCGGUCGUCCAUCAUCCCUCGGCCCAAAUCCCCCAACAUGCAAGAUCUAAAGAGACGUUUCAAACAGGCUUUGUCUUCCAAAGUCAAAUAACCCCUUCCCCGCCCCGGUGAGGUCCCCUGUGACUCAAUAGGCUUUAUUUUUGUAAACUGGUUAAUAAAAAUCUUUAUUUUUGUACCAA